ACAGAUAAGGGGCCACAGGGUCGUGAAGUGGAUGGCAUGCAUGCUUUUCCAUGCUGCAAAGUGUGGGGUGGCAUGCAAUUUUGGAUUGGCUUCUUUCUCCACCCUUCUCUUUUAUUUAAAGGGCAGGGCGCUGCCUUCGGAUUCAAUUCAGAGAAAACACAGAGAGAGAGUGAGAUAUGAUCGAGGGCCACAUUAGUACAGAAAGUCAGUGAAGAACGAGCUGUCCCAAGCAGAAGAUUACUUCUUCUGCUUAGUCAAGGAAUUUUGGAGGUUAUUGGGUUUUGUGCGCUGCCUGCAUUUUCAGAUUAUCCUUGUCAGAGAAGUUCCGUGCUUUACAUAAAAGUGCUGCCUUUGAUCUUAGAAACUGUUGUUUGCUUCAAGGGAUUGAGUUGAGUUGAGGCGUCAUCCUGCAAAUUUCGAAUUUCCACCAAAAUGGCUCAACCAAAGCUUGUCAAACCCUUGAUCGCUCCAUCUGCUUCCCCAAGACUUCCUGAUUUCAAACAGGGUGUGAAACUGAAAUAUGUGAAACUGGGCUACCAUUACCUCGUUACUCAUGCAAUGUACCUCUUCCUACCACCUCUUGCAGUCAUCGCUGCAGUCCAGCUCUCCACAUUCUCACUCCAAGAUGUUCAUGACCUUUUGGGGCAGCUCCGGUACAAUCUCAUUUCAGUGAUCCUUUGCUCCAGCACCCUUGUCUUUCUAUCCACUCUUUAUUUCCUCACUCGCCCCCGCCCUGUUUAUCUUGUUGAUUUCUCGUGCUUUAAGCCUGAUGAUGAUGAUAAAAAAUGCUCGUGGCAACGUUUCAUGAAGUGUUCUGAAUCAAGAGGUACAUUCACUGAGGAAAAUAUUGAGUUCCAAAGGAAAAUUAUGGCAAGAUCUGGUAUUGGUGAAUCAACUUACCUGCCACCAGCUGUUAUGAAAAUUCCUCCAAAUUCGUCAAUGGCGGAAGCGAGAGAAGAAGCCAAGAUGAUAAUCUUUGGUGUUCUUGAUCGCCUCUUUGAGAAAACCUCAGUGAAACCAAAAGAUAUCAGUAUCCUAAUUGUCAAUUGUAGCUUAUUCAAUCCCGUACCUUCUCUAUCUGCAAUGGUUGUUAACCAUUACAAGCUAAGAGGGAACACACGUACUUAUAAUUUGGGUGGGAUGGGUUGUAGUGCUGGUUUGAUCUCAAUUGAUCUUGCAAAAGACCUACUUCGAGUUCAUCCCAAUUCUUAUGCAUUGGUUGUAAGCAUGGAAAGCAUCACUAUGAAUUGGUAUUUUGGGAAUGAGAGAUCAAUGAUCGUCCCGAAUUGCUUGUUCCGAAUGGGAGGGGCAGCAGUUUUGCUUUCCAACAAGAUGUCCGACCGAUGGCAUUCUAAGUACAAAUUGGUCCACACUGUCCGGACUCACAAAGGUUCUGAUGAUAAGUGCUAUACUUGUGUUACCCAGCGAGAGGAUUCCAUUGGGAAGAUUGGGAUUUCUUUGUCAAAGGAUCUGAUGGCAGUUGCUGGCGAUGCCCUGAAGGCAAACAUCACUACAUUGGGCCCCCUUGUGCUACCAAUGUCUGAACAGCUACUCUUCUUUGCAACAUUGGUCGGGAGGAAAUUUUUUAAGGUGAAGGUGAAGCCUUACAUCCCAGAUUUCAAGCUAGCUUUUGAGCAUUUCUGUAUUCAUGCUGGGGGAAGAGCUGUGCUAGAUGAAUUGCAAAAGAACUUGCAGCUUACUGAUUGGCAUAUCGAACCUUCAAGGAUGACACUAUACCGUUUUGGCAACACAUCAAGUAGCUCUCUCUGGUAUGAAUUGGCUUAUACCGAAGCCAAGGGAAGGGUGAAGAAAGGAGAUAGAACAUGGCAAAUAGCAUUUGGUUCUGGGUUCAAGUGUAACAGUGCAGUUUGGGAGGCUCUAAGAACUAUCAACCCCGCAAAGGAGAAGAAUCCAUGGAUGACGGAGAUCCACCAGUUCCCUAUAAAUGUUCCGCAAGUCUCGGCCAUCUAAAGUUUAAGGGCCUCCUUGGGUGGUAAAUCUAUCUUGUCUUUGUUUCGCCGUGGUGUUUAUGUUUUUAGGGGCUAUAAGAUGGUUGGUUAUUUCUAUGUCUGCUUUCUUUUUCCUUAUGCUUCGAGUUUAGGUGUAUCAAAAUAUGUGUCAGUAGAUGUGUUGUUGCAGAUGUUGGGAAUUCAAAGAAAACAGUGGGAUCCAUUGCCAGAUUAUGAGUUUUUAGGUUAAAAGGGGUUCUCAGCUAGAGUGUUCCACUGGAUUGGAAUCAUUUUGUGCUAGGUCAUGCUGAAUGCAUACUAUCCGCUUUGUGCUACAUGAUAAGCUCAACGUGGCUUGGAAUCUAAUGUAAUUCGCCCAAGGUUAAGUUGUUUAUGAAUGGAACCCAAAUUUUCUGUAUGGUGUCCA
This is a messenger RNA of Malania oleifera, 2376 nucleotides long. RefSeq names its product 3-ketoacyl-CoA synthase 11-like. Lineage: Eukaryota; Viridiplantae; Streptophyta; Magnoliopsida; Santalales; Ximeniaceae. Gene Ontology annotation, cellular component: membrane. Gene Ontology annotation, molecular function: acyltransferase activity, transferring groups other than amino-acyl groups. Gene Ontology annotation, biological process: fatty acid biosynthetic process. The transcript has 2 exons. The record is from RefSeq and is a predicted model, not a curated record. Bases 433 to 1971 code for a protein of 512 amino acids.